AAGCAGGAAAUUACGGAGGAACGUGAAGGCAGCGGGACAGUCUUUCAGGGGGACAGAGUUCGCAUUAUAUUUUUUACACUUUGUGGAAGUUAUUCUGCCAUGGAUCCACAGCCUCCUCAGAAGCCAUGGGAAAGGAUGAUCCCAGGGGCAAUGGGUGCACCUAUGAAUUACAGAUCUGCAAACUUUGGCUUGGCUCCAGGCCCCGCUCCUGUAGGCCGUCCCGUCCUGACCAGAAUGGUUCCCCCGGUGCCCCCUCGCUCCGCCCAGCAGUCUUACCGACCUUCCUACAGCUCUUUUAACUCCUCGUCUUACAGCCCCUAUGGGGGCUCCAUGUAUGGAGGCUACAGCCCAUACAGCUAUGGUGGUGGUGGUGGCUACGGCAUGGGAGGAGGGUACGGCCGCCCCCCUCACACGGAAGAGGUCGCCCCCAGCCGGUUCGUGCAGCAGGCGGAGGAAAGCAGUCGCGGAGCCUUCCAGUCCAUCGAGAGCAUCGUCCAGGCCUUUGGCUCCGUCAGCAUGAUGCUGGACGCCACCUUUUCAGCCGUGUACAGCAGUUUCCGAGCUGUGCUGGACGUAGCCAACCACCUCACACGGCUGCGCUCACACCUCACCAGAGUUCUGUCAGCCUUCGCUCUGGUACGCACCUUGCGCUACUUCUACCGACGGUUACAGAGGCUGCUGGGCCGGAGAUCAGAUGCUGAGGUGGACGACUUGUGGGCAGACAGUUCAAGUGAUGCCCUUGCUACAAGUGUGUCCAGAGGGGAUGGAGCGGGGAUUGAGGGCCAGCCUGUGAAGUCCUGGCCUAUCCUUCUGUUCUUUGUUGUAGUUUUGGGUGGACCCUACCUUAUCUGGAAACUGCUGAGCUCUGACCCUGGCUCUGAGGAAAGCGCCACUAACUGGGCGAAUGGGGAGGAUGACCAUGUGGUGGCCAGAGCAGAGUAUGACUUCUCUGCUGCGUCUGAGGAGGAGAUCUCUGUGCGGGCCGGAGACAUGCUCAACCUCGCCCCUAAAGAGCAACAGCCCAAGGUCCGUGGCUGGCUGCUGGCCAGCUUUGAUGGCCAGACCACAGGACUCGUCCCAGCCAACUACGUCAAGGUCCUGGGGAAGAGGAGAGGCUUGAAGCAUGCAGAGAUGGAGAGGCUUGCUCAGGUCCAGCAAGGCACCACACAGGCUUCAGUAACAUCGCUUUCUUCUCACCAACAGCCAAGUCAUGCCCCAGGCUUUCCACCGGGUCUCGGCUCAGCCUCCGCCCCUGUUUCUCAAGAGGCCCUGCUAGAUUUAGUGUACAGAGAAACCCCCACUCCCUUUAGUGUGGGAACAUCCAACUCCAGUAUGCCCUCGAUAGUGCUAAACAUCCCUGAGAAGACGGACCUGUGAUGUGUGUGCAUGUAUGCAGUUCUCUUUAUGCAAGGUUAUGUGUGAUUAUUAUGGGUUGGCUCAUUCAGUAUUUGUGUUUCAGUCUGAAGCCUGACUAACAAUGAGCUGACAGGAGAUCUUAGGGGAAACAGCAUAGUCCUAAUUAAGAAUUGAUCAAGUUGUACUACAAAUCUAUAAUUAUUCAAAUUAGAUGAAACACAAUCUGGACCUGAUGAUAAACUAAAUGGUUUCCUGUUGUACUGUUUAGAACAAGUGUGUCUGGAAUGAGGUAAUCCUUACAUAUCUUCAUUCAGAGCUUGUACAAGAAAAAAGGUUCUGUGUAUUCGCUAAUUAGGAUACACAACUGUACUAAUGAUAAUGUCGGAUUUUGUAUUUAAUAUGUUGAAAUUGUUCAUUAACAUGAAUUAGUUCAAUGUUUAAGUUAAUGUGGUGCACUGAUUCAUCAUCUGUAUACUGACGCUGUAAGGACAAAGCCAAGGUCUUUUAUUUGAUGCCAUAAUAAUGUUAUUUGUUGUUUGCCCCUACAUGUAGUAGAGUUCUCCACAUAGUCUUAUUUGUGAAGCAAAUGUGAUUGGGUUAUUCAGAAUGAGAAGGGGGCUACAUUUGCACAUUUUCAGAUUUUGGUUGGUCCAGAAAGUAAUUUUGUAAAUACUUGAUAUAAUUAUUUUGAAAAUAAAUAUUUAAGAAAAUCA
Molecule: messenger RNA, 2069 nt
Organism: Notothenia coriiceps (black rockcod)
Lineage: Eukaryota; Metazoa; Chordata; Actinopteri; Perciformes; Nototheniidae
Gene: pex13
Product: peroxisomal biogenesis factor 13
Exons: 4
Coding region: 100-1377 (425 amino acids)
Biological process (GO): protein import into peroxisome matrix, docking
Cellular component (GO): peroxisomal importomer complex; peroxisomal membrane; peroxisome
Molecular function (GO): protein binding
Source: RefSeq, a predicted model, not a curated record